Lactuca virosa is the source of this 1132-nucleotide messenger RNA. The record is from the annotation of a GenBank genome assembly. NCBI's taxonomy places the organism in Eukaryota, Viridiplantae, Streptophyta, Magnoliopsida, Asterales, Asteraceae.
GUGGGCCAAUGCAUAUAAGCAUUUUGGAAGCAUCGUGCCAUCGUCAAUUCGUCAUCCAUCACAAGAACAGGAGAUUUGGGUUUGCUGAAGGCAGUAAAGGUGGGACUAGUCAGCCAUGGCCGGUGCCGAUCCCGAAAAGCUGAUCGCCAAAGCCGAUAAACUAACAAAACUUACUUUAACACGGUGGAGUGCUGACUGGAGGAAUGCAACUCAAUAUUACGAACAAGCAGCUACUGCAUAUAGGUUUGCCAAAAAACACGAGAAAGCAAAAGUUACACCAUGGGAUGCUGCAAAACAUAUGGAAUCUGCUGCUGCUUUAGCAGUUGAAUUAAGCAUAUGGAAUGAAGUUGCUGAUUUUUACAGAAGGGCUUCUGAGUUAUAUAAUGAAUGUGGGAGGUCACAACCUGCAUCUGAUGCACUUGCAAAAGGUGCUCGUGCUUUGGAAGAUGGUAAGCCUGAAGUGGCCAUUACAAUGUAUACUGAUGCUUGUUUGCUACUUGAGGAAGAUGGCAAGGAAAAUAUGGUGUUUGAUAUAUAUCGUGCUAUCACAAGUCUUUACAUAAAGCUUGAAAAGUAUACAGAUGCUGCAACGUUUCUUCUGAGAUGGGCAGUAGCAGCUAAUAAAUGCAAUGCUCUUCAUAGCCAAUGCAAGGCUUAUCUAAGUGCAAUUAUCGUAUACCUUUAUGCCCAUGACUUCAAGGAAGCAGAGAAGUGCUAUAAUGAUUGUUGUCAGAUUGAUACUUUUUUAAGCAGUGAUCAGAGUCAUUGUGCUAGUAAACUUCUUUCUGCAUACAGAGAAGCUGAUAUUGAAGAAAUCCAACGUGUAGCAAAAUCAAGUACUGUAUCCAACCUGGAUCAUGUGAUUAUCAGACUUGCAAGGAAGCUUCCUACUGGGGAGGUGAUUGCAAUGGAAAUCAACUCAGUGGAGCAUGGAGAGGCCCUUGAUGAAGAUGACCUCACUUAGUCAUAUGCAAUUAUCUCAACAUGAUCUUGAGAAUAUAUACAUAUAUAUGUGAAAAGUGGCAAAAUUAUUGUAAUUGAUUGAUUUUAUCGCAUAUUAUUUGUUGUAUGAUGCGUUUACAUAUUAUCAUUCUACAUAUUAUGGAUUUGGGAGCUUCACUUUUUGACUGAC